AUGGCCGAAGAAAGGAGGAUUUUGAUGCUCACGAAUGCUGAGCUGGGUCAGGCGAACAUCUUCUUGGCUGUGAGCCACGAACUCAUGCGACUCGACUCGUCCUUGAAGCUACACAUCUGUUCGUUUGCUGAGCUAUCGACGUCUGUGGAAUCCAUCAAGGCUUCCUCGUCUGACGCGGCCAAGGGGAACAUCAAAUUCAUCCCACUGGAAGGUCCGUCAUGGAAGGAGGCUCUUUUUGGUCGGCCGGAACAUGAGUUUGAGGAGCUCUCGAGCAUACGUCCAACCGUGUGGAACGUUGCGACGGCGGCGAAAAUGACACGCAUCGCAUGUCCCUGGAGGUCGGACGAGCUUUGCGACUUGGUGAAGCAGAUCGAGCAGGUCAUGCACGACGUGGGCGCCGACCUUGUCGUCGUCGAUGCUCUCUUCACGCCAGCCGUCACCGUCUGCUACAAGCGUAAGCCGAACUGGAUGGUGCUGUCGCCCAACACGUACAAGGAGUUUGUGCUCGCCCUUCAACCUCGGCGGCAGUAUUACUGGAAGUAUCCACCCCCUCGAUCGACGAUUCCGUUUCCGGUGCCGUGGUACUACAUGCCAGCGGUGUGGUACAUGGUGCGAAAGAUGUACCUAAACCACAACGAUACGUGGAUGACGGAUCACGCCAAGACGAUGAAGGAGCUCAUCGACACCGACUACGCAGACUGGGCCUGGAUUUCCAUCGCACCGCCCGAAGGGCUCCAGGUCCUGCUCGCGAGCCGCCCCGAGAUCGACUUUCCCUUCGACGUGGUGCCGGCACACAUCAUACCGUGCGGCCCCAUCGUGAUGCCAUGGCCGGCUCUGCGCGACAGCAGCGAUGAGCUAGCCGCAUGGUUGGCCAGGCACCCCACGGUGUACGUAAACCUGGGCACGCAUGCGACGUACGAAGAAGGGGACGCCGUCGAGCUGGCGGGCGCGCUGCGGCACGUCCUCGACUCGGCCUCGAAGCAGGGGAAGCGACUCCAGGUGCUGUGGAAGCUAAAGAAGCGUGGCGAGUAUGACGUUGCCGGGGCCUCGCCGGUUUCCAACGCUCUAGGUCAGCACAAGGAGUGUGUGCGGAUCGUGUCGUGGAUCGAAGCAGCUCCCAUUUCCAUCCUCGCCUCCGGCCACGUCGUCUGCUCCGUCAACCACGGGGGCGCCAACUCGUACUUUGACGCCGUGAGCGCCGGCGUGCCGCAAGUCAUUCUCCCCGUAUGGGGUGACACGUACGACUUUGCCAAACGGGUAGAGUGGCUCGGCAUUGGCAAGUUUGGAAGUGCCAAGAACGCACCGAAGUGUUGCUCGAGGGAGUUGGGCCCCAUUCUGGAACAGGUCGUCUUGGGCUCCGAUGCGAUGAGGAUGAAGAGGAGAGCAGCCGAGCUCGCGCGGAUCUGCCAGGACGGGGGUGGAGGCAGGGCCGUUGCGGCGCAGAAGAUGCUCGACAUGAUACGGACGAAGCAGGCAGGCUAG
Molecule: messenger RNA, 1482 nt
Organism: Drechmeria coniospora
Lineage: Eukaryota; Fungi; Ascomycota; Sordariomycetes; Hypocreales; Ophiocordycipitaceae
Product: UDP-glucoronosyl and UDP-glucosyl transferase family protein
Exons: 3
Coding region: 1-1482 (493 amino acids)
Molecular function (GO): UDP-glycosyltransferase activity
Source: RefSeq, a predicted model, not a curated record